UAAAUCCACCAGCAGCCGCCUCCCAUUUCUCAGUGUGUGUCUGCCAGGCGGCACGACAAGGCAACACCUGUGGCUGAAACAACAAGGGCUGGACACUCGCCGCCGCCGCCGCUGCCCACACUCAAAGCCACACAUGGAUCAGCAAAGUUUCACUUGGAAGACCUGCCCUAUGAAGGGGGAAGAGGGCAUAAGCGAAUUUGGUUGCUGGAUAUCGCGGGCUGCUUCUGCCCAACAUGCACGGAGCUUCUAAAGGUUAGAGGGCUAUCAGACUGGGGACUGGGUUCUCUCUCUCCCUGUGGAGAGAGAAGUGAGGGAGGGGUUGUCAGAGACGCCGCUAUGGACAUCGCCGCCGCCAAUGGCACCUGGAACGACUCCAGCCCCGGCAACGGCACCGAGCCCACCGACACCAAAUUCUUGCAACCCGAGUGGUUGAUCAUCCUCUGGGCUCUCGCUUACUCCACCAUGGUGGUCGUGGCUGUCUGCGGCAACCUGGUAGUCAUGUGGAUUAUACUGGCCCACAAGAGAAUGCGGACGGUCACCAACUACCUGCUGGUCAACCUGGCCUUCGCCGAGGUCUCCAUGGCUGCCUUCAACACCGUUAUCAACUUUGUAUACAGCAUCCACAACGACUGGUACUUUGGCGCCGGCUACUGUCGCUUCCAAAACUUCUUCCCCAUCACGGCCAUGUUCGCGAGCAUCUACUCCAUGACCGCCAUCGCGCUGGACAGGUAUAUGGCUAUCAUUCACCCGCUGAAACCAAGGCUGUCCGCAACUGCAACCAAAGUGGUCAUUGGAGUCAUCUGGGUGGUGGCACUGUCCCUUGCCUUUCCACAGUGCUAUUACUCCAAGACAGAAGAGUUCCCGGGCAGGGUGGUGUGUUACGUGGAGUGGCCCGAGAAUGAAGAUGACAGCAAAACUCCCGAGACCACAUAUCACGUCUGUGUGAUAGUCCUCGUCUACUUCCUGCCACUUCUGGUGAUGGGAUUUGCGUACACAGUCGUGGGAAUGACGCUGUGGGCCAGCGCCAUUCCAGGAGAUUCCUCAGACAGAUACAGCGAGCAGAUGAACGCCAAGAGGAAGGUGGUAAAGAUGAUGAUUGUGGUGGUGACCACCUUCGCUGUAUGCUGGCUGCCCUUCCACAUCUACUUCCUGCUCUCCCUCUUCCACCCUGAGAUCUACCAGGAGCAGUACAUCCAGCAGGUGUACCUGGCCAUCUUCUGGCUGGCCAUGAGUUCCACAAUGUACAACCCCAUCAUCUACUGCUGCCUCAAUGACCGGUUCCGUGCUGGUUUCCGCCGUGCUUUUCGUUGGUGCCCCUUUGUCAAGGCUCAUGAAUAUGAGGGUCUGGAGAUGAAGUCCGCCAGGUACUUUAACACCCAGAGCAGCAUGUACAAGGUCAGCCGGAUGGAGACGGCUGUGUCCACCGUGAUCAACCAGACCGACGAUGAUGCCAAUGAGACCACCAAGCCAAUGCAUUUGGCCCUGGACCUCACCCCCAACGGCUCUGCCCACAGCUUGUCAAAGGCUGGUCCUGACUCAGCCACCAUCUACUGCAGGCCAGACCACUACUAGAUUGAGACUGGUCCGAUACCACUGGAAACUGAGAAGACCUUACCGAUAUGCCAAUGGAGUCAGUCCGAACCCAAUACCAGCAAGCUAAUCCAGCAAGGGUCAAAGUAUUGACCGUUUGGCUUUAGUCCACAAUUCAUCCGUAUAGUGAUUCCUUUUUAUCCAAGGGAGAUUUGAUCAGGGCUGUGAUUCUUCCCACAUUGGUGCCCAGAACUGUGCAGAGACCUCUGCUGCCUUCUAUCAUGUACAGAGGGGAAUCAAACUACCGAGUGUGGGAGGGUUGAGAUGCAGAGUGAAGUUUGGAGAGUUGCUCUAGCUUGGCAUUGCUCUGCCAGGCGAGGUGGGUUGCAGCUCACACUGCUCCACGCCGGGCAAUGCCAGUUUUCCAAGUCCCUCAAGUUAUUUCCAAAAUCCCACCUCUCGUACCUCUCUAUGGCACAGAAUUCACUCGAUAACUCUGGAACCGACCGAGGAUUCUACCUUCAACGAGAGGCAUAUCGGCACACGUCACAACGGGAGAAACGUGUUCUCGUAGCCAAGGUCAAUCAUUUUUAUUUGGUUCCUGAGCUUCGGUGCUGCUGGCAAGACCAAGGUUUGUCGCCCAUCUCCUGGGAAGUGGGACGUGGAUGAAAAUUCCCAUUAAAUCCUUGAGAUGAGGGCUCUGAAGGCCAAUGGGAGGCCCAAAUUUCAACCCAACCGAGAUACAAAAUGAACAUUCAACAAUUUCCUGAUCCACAGUUGGGACAGCAUAGACAUGAUGGGCCAAAUGGCCUCCUUCCAUGCCAUCAAGAUCCACAUUUCGGUUGAAGGAUCAUGACUUCCCUACAAUUGAUGUUUAGGUGGUGUAAGUGUACAUAAUGCCAAAAAUGUUCCAUCUUUGCACAGUGCUAUGUUCGUGAAAAUGUAUGUUCUGCUCCUGGGUGAAUUUUUGAAAUUGCACUUCAAAGUUCAAUUCAGAGGUGUAAACCUUUCAAGAUUGAGAUUGGAGCCAAGGCCAGAUUUGCUGACGUUAUUAUUAUUGAUUGGUGUUUCACUGUCCAAAAUAAUUUUAUAUAAAGUAAUUUUCUGUACACCUUUUAAUAAUGCAACUUUGAAAUGUGUUGGUUGGGAUCCAUUCUUCAGUCUCCUGAUUGAAGAAUAUCGGGGUGUUGAGGAAAGAACUGCAGAUGCUGGAAAAAUCGAAGGUAGACAAAAAUGCUGGAGAAACUCAGC
Molecule: messenger RNA, 2781 nt
Organism: Leucoraja erinaceus (little skate)
Lineage: Eukaryota; Metazoa; Chordata; Chondrichthyes; Rajiformes; Rajidae
Product: substance-P receptor-like
Exons: 6
Coding region: 337-1572 (411 amino acids)
Biological process (GO): positive regulation of flagellated sperm motility; G protein-coupled receptor signaling pathway
Cellular component (GO): sperm midpiece; plasma membrane
Molecular function (GO): substance P receptor activity
Source: RefSeq, a predicted model, not a curated record